This is a messenger RNA of Pogona vitticeps (central bearded dragon), 1306 nucleotides long. The record is from RefSeq and is a predicted model, not a curated record. NCBI's taxonomy places the organism in Eukaryota, Metazoa, Chordata, Lepidosauria, Squamata, Agamidae.
GAGCGUCUUUGACCGUCGCCCUCGCUGACGUCAUCGGUCGGGGCCGCGGCCUUUGGCGCCGGGGAAAGGGAUCCGCGCGGGGGGCGGCCGGUGGGUCGGUCCGCCGACCGGUGUUUGAGAGGCGAGGGAGGGGGGAACCGCGGGCGGAGGUGGUCCUCCAGGAUGGCGGCCGGAACGACGCGGCCCUCUCGGCCCCGGAAGGAGCCGCAGCCGCUGGUCAUCCCGCGCAACGCCGCGGAAGAGCAGCGCCUCAAGCUAGAGAGGCUCAUGAGGAACCCGGAUAAGACGGUUCCAAUUCCUGAAAAGCUCAAUGAAUGGGUGCCCCGUCCACCUCCAGAAUUUGUCAGAGAUGUUAUGGGUUCCAGCGCUGGUGCCGGUAGCGGAGAAUUCCACGUCUACCGGCAUCUUCGGCGGCGGGAGUACCAACGGCAAGAUUUUAUGGAUGCCAUGGCCGAGAAGCAAAAGCUGGAUGAGGAGUACCAGAAGAAGUUGGAGAAGAACAAGCUGGCUGCUGAGGAACAGACAGCGAAGCGCAGGAGAAAGCGCCAGAAGCUGAAAGAGAAGAAAUUGCUGGCAAAGAAGGGGAAACUGGAACAAAAGAGUGAGCAGCUGCAGACCCUGACCAUUCUCCAAAGAGGCAGACCAGUGACGAGGAAGAUUCUUCUGAGGAAGAGGAGGGGAAAGACGAUGCUGAAGAGGCCAGUUUUGUGAUGAGGAGAUGACGUGGCUGGCCGAGGGCUUUCUAUCCUGUCACCUGGCAUUUCAGCAGCCUGAGAAGCUGCCUCUCUUGUGGGUUUUGGACUUUCGGCAUGGCAGACGUAUGGCUGGGGGGAGACAUCUCUUCCGCAGCGAGUGUGGAUUCCAGGACCAAGCCAAAGAGGAGCUGAUCCCAACUGGCUUGUGCAACUGCUGUGCAGUCCGCUGCUAGAGGGUUUCCAGGAAAAGAAGCAGACUUCGACACCGCUGUUCCUUCCCGCAUUGCUCCAAAACGAUGCUAACGCUCCUGCCACCUGUGUCUUUGAGCAGAUUCUUUUCCUUCUGUAAGAAUUAAACAGGGCGAUGGCUUUCGGUGAAAGACCCAGGACUUUAAGGCAAAGAACUGUUGGGCUUUUUUCUCUUAAGAGAUGAGCAGAAUUAUUUAGAAGUAACUCUCAAGCUUGUCUUUAAACUUCUGCUUGCAGAUGUAAUUUCUUUUUCCAGCCCGAGGGAAUCAUCCUCUCUUUCCCUGCCCUGUUAGAAAUCCGCUAUCAACAGCGGUCCUAAAGGACUAUGAAUAAAACAGGCAGAUAUUUUCUCUUGCCCUUCA